AUGGCCUUCACAGACCUGCUGGACGCCCUGGGCGGCGUGGGCCGCUUCCAGUUCUUCUACACGGCGCUGCUGCUGCUGCCCUGUGGCCUGCUGGCCUGCCACAGCUUCCUGCAGAACUUCACGGCCGCCGUGCCCCGCCACCACUGCCGAGGCCCGGCCAAACAUGCUGCGGCCGCCAACCACUCCGAGGCCUGGCUGAGAGCCAUCGUCCCCUUGGACCAGCUUGGGGCCCCCGAGCCAUGUCGGCGCUUCAUGGAGCCGCAGUGGGCCCUCCUGAGCCCCAACACCUCGGUCCACGGGGCAGCCACGGAGAGCUGCAAGGACGGCUGGGUCUACGACCACCGCGUGUUCCGGUCCACCAUCGUGACGGAGUGGAAUCUGGUGUGUGAGGCCCGCACCCUCCGGGACCUGGCUCAGUCCAUCUACAUGGCCGGGGUACUGGUGGGCGCCGCUGUGUUUGGCAGCCUUGCAGACAGGCUGGGCCGCAAGGGCCCCCUGGUCUGGUCAUACCUGCAGCUGGCAGUUUCGGGGGCCGCCACAGCAUACUUCAGCUCCUUCGGUGCCUACUGCGUCUUCCGGUUCCUGAUGGGUAUGACCUUCUCGGGCAUCAUCCUCAACUCCCUCUCUCUGGUGGUGGAGUGGAUGCCCACCCGCGGCCGGACCGUGGCGGGCGUCCUGCUGGGGUUCUCCUUCACCCUGGGUCAGCUCAUCCUGGCCGGAGUGGCAUACCUGGUCCGCCCCUGGCGGUGGCUGCAGUUUGCCGUCUCUGUUCCCUUCCUCGUCUUUUUCUUCUAUUCUUGGUGGCUGCCAGAGUCGUCCCGAUGGCUCCUCCUCCACGGCAGGUCCCAGCUGGCUGUGCAGACCCUGCGGAAGGUGGCUUCGAUGAACGGGAGGAAGGAGGAAGGGGACAGGCUGACCCAGGAGGUGGUAAACUCCUACAUCCAGAGUGAGUUUACAAGCACCCGCACCUCCAACUCAGUCUUGGACCUCUUCCGAACCCCGGCCAUCCGCAAGGUCACGUGCUGUCUCAUGGUGGUCUGGUUCUCCAACUCCAUGGCUUACUACGGCCUGGCCAUGGACCUACAGAAGUUCGGGCUCAGUGUAUACCUGGUACAGGUCCUGUUCGGGGUCAUAGACAUCCCGGCCAUGCUGGUGGCCACCGCCACCAUGAUUUCUGUGGGCCGCCGAGCCACAGUGGCCUCCUUCCUCAUCCUGGCUGGGCUCAUGGUGAUCGCCAACAUGGUUGUUCCAGAAGAUAUGCAGACCCUGCGCACCGCCCAGGCAGCGCUGGCCAAAGGCUGCCUGGCCAGCUCCUUCAUCUGCGUGUACCUGUUCACAGGAGAACUGUACCCCACGGAGAUCAGGCAGAUGGGGAUGGGCUUCGUCUCCAUCAACGCCCGCCUUGGAGGUCUGGUGGCGCCCCUGAUCACCGCAGUCGGGGAGUUCAGCGCCAUCCUGCCGCCUGUGGCCUUUGGGGCCACCUCGAUCCUCGCUGGACUGGCCGUCUGCUUCCUGGCUGAGACCCGCAACACACCCCUGGUGGAGACCAUUGAGGUGAUGGAGAGGAGAGCCAAAGGCCUUUCCAAGAAGGAAGCAGAAGGGAAGAGUGAAGAACUUUCUCUUCAGCAGCUGGGAGCUUCUCGCCUCAUAGAAACCAUCUAA
Messenger RNA from Molossus molossus (Pallas's mastiff bat), 1662 nucleotides. RefSeq names its product solute carrier family 22 member 20-like. Gene Ontology annotation, biological process: transmembrane transport. The transcript has 10 exons. The record is from RefSeq and is a predicted model, not a curated record. Gene Ontology annotation, molecular function: transmembrane transporter activity. Gene Ontology annotation, cellular component: membrane. Bases 1 to 1662 code for a protein of 553 amino acids. Lineage: Eukaryota; Metazoa; Chordata; Mammalia; Chiroptera; Molossidae.